AUGGGACAAUCAGGAGCCGGCAAAAUACUUCGAACCGCAGGUGCAGGUGUCAGAUUGUCUCUCCUCCUAAAUGCAGCAGCCUGUCAGAUAUCACAGUCAGGAAUCGAAAUCCAUUGCAUUGCACGAGGGAUUUCUCUCUUUUCCUUGGUGCUAAAGCAAAUGGGGCAGACUAUCCGGCUAGCAGAUCUAGAUCAUUCGUGCAUAGCAGUGGCUAAGGCAAGGAAGAUUGCGGACCAAGGACAAGGGGUAUUUGAUGAGAUAGAGCAUAUGCUGGAUAUGCUAAAGAGCACCGAUUCUCAUGAAAGUCUUCGCACUAUCCCUCUCUCCCACCGCGUAAAAUGGAGUUUCAGGAAACAUCACAUCACCUAUCUUCUGGCACAUCUUGAAUAUCUCAAGCUCAGCCUGAUAGUGUUGCAAAAGAUUGUGCAUAUUGAAAUGCUGAUCAAGACAAUGAGUUCGUUUGAUUUGGAGAAAGAUGAGACAAUUGCUCAAGAGAAAGCCGAGACCCAAAAUAUGAUCAUAGUUCGCUAUUGGUCUGGCAAUCGACUAAGUCGUCUAUGGGAGUUUGCGGAACAAGAGGCAUUUGAAGCUGCAAAUGAUCAAACAAAUCAACUCAUCACAUCCCACUACUCAACAUUGAGGACUUCGCCGUCUGAUUCGCACGGUGCAAAGCUGACAAAAUACCCUGACUUUUCGCUCAAUGAUACCAAUAUGGAUUUGAGUGCUAUGGAAAUAUCUUCUAAAGAUAUGGUUCAACUAUCUGAGAAGACCGUGGAAGUGUUACUUUCCACGUUGUUUCCUACAUCGGGCCACUCAACAUCACGGAGUGUUCAAAAUCAAGGAUAUCCUCUAGAAAGUACAACAAUAGAUUGGAGAAAACCUCGCUCACAAGAGGCUAGGCAACACGCAGCCCAGCUAUGGGAAAGGCACUCAAAAUACCAAGCCCAUGUGGAAAGUGAUCCGGAAGAAAGUACGUAUUCUCGAAGGGAUUCACAUAAUAAGGAUGGAAACUCCGAGAGCGGCACGUGCAACGAAAUUCAUAGAAGCCAACGAGAAAGUGCGGGUGGAAGUAGAAAUCCAGUCUAUAUUGGAUCGUCACGAAACACUGAGGGGAGGCAAAUGGAUAACCACGCAACCCCAUUGCAAAGUACGAGCUUACCUACGCCAUCUCAUUUCCCACCUGCACCCCAUCAUCCCUGGCGAGGAUAUACGGCACAUUCAAGGCAUGAUCGUGACAAAUCAUAUGCGAAACCUACAAAGAGAGCCACUCCAAGGGCUGCAGUUCACUUCGUGGAACCAGACCACUCUCCACCCAGUUCAACACCACACAGACCCCGAGGCGGCACAAAGGAUCAUCAUCACAGGUCUUUCGCACGUAGUGCCACCAAAGGCUUGCUCGGAGUCGGCGCUAUUGCUGGAUUCAUGGAGGCAUUAGAAGCGUUUUCAGUCAUUUAG
Aspergillus wentii DTO 134E9 is the source of this 1455-nucleotide messenger RNA. RefSeq lists its product as uncharacterized. Lineage: Eukaryota; Fungi; Ascomycota; Eurotiomycetes; Eurotiales; Aspergillaceae. The transcript has 4 exons. Bases 1 to 1455 code for a protein of 484 amino acids. The record is from RefSeq and is a predicted model, not a curated record.